UGGCAUGAAAAGAAAAGACUCAAGUAAAGUACAAUUACCUCAAAUGUGUACGUAAGUACACUACUUGAGUAAAUGUACUUGGUUACAUUCCGGGAGCAGCAGCGUGACUUUCUGAGCGCGCAGGCUUUAAGUUUCGUUUCUGCGCGUCUCUCCGGGAGGAGAUCCAGUCUGGAGACAGAUGCGCGCUGAACGUAGACGGAUGAAGUCAACGUGUUUGGUGCUGGGUGUUGAUUGCUGUCGUGUUUCUGCACCGCAGUUCCCCAGAGAUCCCCUGUCAAUCCAACAGUGAGGUUGUUUUCAGUAUGCAGAGGAGUGUCCAGCUGGGCCUGCUGCUUCUGGUGGUCCAGUUGUUCCAAGAGGGUCUGGGAAACAUCCCAGCAGUCACCCUGGCGGUCCUGGGGUUCAAUGUGUAUCUUUACAUGUUCCCUGCUGCUCCACCGAUACAGGCCUGUGUGAGCCUCCAACGUGUGUUCAGGGAUAAGGAGUGGCGUCGCCUCUUCCUGUCCCCGCUGCACCACGUGGACGACUGGCACCUCUACUUCAACAUGGUGUCCUUCAUGUGGAAAGGGAUGAGGCUGGAGGGGCGUCUGGGUCCAGCCUGGUUCCUCUACCUGCUGUCAGUCUUCUUCCUGCUCGACGGACUCGUCUACCUGCUGCUGCAGGCGGCGCUGACCAAACUCAUUGAGGACUCGAACCCGUUAGUGGCGUUCAGAGACGAGUGUGCUGUCGGCUUCUCGGGUGUCCUGUUUGCUCUGAAGGUGGUCAGUAACCAUGACAACCCAGGGGGUGUGACCUACGUGUUGCAUAUCCGUGUGUCCAAUCGCUUCGCUAGCUGGGCGGAGCUAGUGCUGAUCUAUCUAAUUGCUCCCGGGACUUCUUUGGUCGGCCACCUGGCUGGGAUCCUGGUGGGUCUGCUCUACACUUGGGGACCACUGAAGACCAUCAUGAAGAAAUGUGCAGAGUUUGUAUCUUCAGAUUUAAAUGCUCCACGGCCAAGUGUAUUCUUCAGCUCCUCAGGCUACAGCGGGACUAGACGAGAACACUCAGGAGAGCCACAGCCCGCAGAAGAUCAUAUCGCCGAUGAUGCAUCUGAAUAUACAGAGUCUUUUAUCGCAGGACUGACGGAGGACGAGCAGAUAGAAAUGGCGAUCAGAAGAAGCCUGAAUAACAGAGGACAAACCAGCCAAGGAGAAACUGAGCCGCCCGCUGAGGAGGAGCCUGCAGAAGAUCAUACUGCCGAUGAUGCAUCCGAAUAUACAGAGUCUUAUGUCGCAGGACUGACGGAGGAAAAGCAGAUAGAAAUGUUGAUCAGAAGAAGUCUGAAUGACAGAGUACGCAGCAGGCGGAGAGAAACGGGACACCCCGUGGAGGAGGAGGUGAGUCCCGAGGAGCUCAGGUCGAGGAGAUUGAAGAGGUUUAAAGAAGACGUUUCCAACCCGGGGAGGGGCAGGAGAAGAAGAUUAUAAUGACAGAAAGAGAAUUUCACAAUAUCUUUUUAUCAUCGGUUUCUUAGUAGUCUCGCAUAGCCAGAACCUUCCUCCACAGGGCUGCGGAGGAAGGUUCUGGCUAGUCCACACAGCAUCCUGGGACUCUGAGAAAACUCCGAUUGGACAGGUAGUCUAGCUAGCUGUCUGGGUUCACCCUGCAGAGAUCUGAGGAGCAGCUAACCACAGUCAGAGAAAGGUGACGGACAUCUGGCGAAAUUUCCUGCAGCGCCCGAACAAUCCCGGAAACGAACGGUCGUCGAUGUAGACUACAGUAGUUCGUUACCUACGGUACAUCCCAGCUGUUUGUUGUCAGGCGUUGUGGUGUACUGAACAUUUUGAAAACAAUUCUUGAUAUUAUAUCUUUAUAAUGGGGUCUCUAAAAAUAUUGACAAUGUGUCAAUCCAUGAUGUGUCAAUCCAUGAUGAUCAUGUGAUCAUCGUGGAUUAUUAGGCCUAUGUGUAAAACUGCAAAAAUAUCAUUCAUGCAUGUCGGCGAUUUGAACCUAAUUCACUUCAAUGAAGAUAACUAUACUAUAGUAUACAUACUAUAUGAUAUACUAUACAUGCUGUUCUUGUUAUGAGCAUCAAAGCGUGGCGGCGCUGCGCUGCAAAUUCAACUCCUGUUUAGUACGUGUUAACUCAAAGAUUCCUAGAAAAAAUCUAAACGUUGGAGGCCAUUAAUCGGCGAGCAAAGUCCUUGAAAUCCAUUCUGCAGUUAGCAUCAUAUAGCCAUGGCAAAAAGAAAACCGUUUAAUUAAUUUUGGUUUUACUAAGAAACUGUGUAGCGAUGACGUUAAUAGCACGACCGAUUCACCUGCUGAAAGCCCUGUUAGUUAGCACACCUCCCACCGGGGGGUGACAACGCAAGAAGAAGCUGAAGAAAUAACAUCCUCUCUGGCUGAAGAUGAUCCUCCUUACCCCUCUCGCUCCUCUCUCUCCCGUUAAAUUGGAACGGCCAGCAGUGGAGGGACUGGAAGAGCUGAUAUAUACAUGGCUGUUUGUUAAGGAAGGAAGCUUGGGGUGCGUCGCUAAGGUCUAAUUGAACGGAGGAAUUAUGGUAUUCUUCGGUAG
Messenger RNA from Perca fluviatilis (European perch), 2557 nucleotides. Its product is annotated as rhomboid-related protein 4-like. Bases 303 to 1466 code for a protein of 387 amino acids. The transcript has 11 exons. Gene Ontology annotation, molecular function: serine-type endopeptidase activity. The record is from RefSeq and is a predicted model, not a curated record. Lineage: Eukaryota; Metazoa; Chordata; Actinopteri; Perciformes; Percidae. Gene Ontology annotation, cellular component: membrane.